AGGCCCAGCAUCCAGUCACAGUCCGGAGUCCGGUUGGUACUCCGCAAGUUCGUUUUUUUUACGCCGGCGGAAAUCAACCUGCGCCGCUGCCUUCUCCGUUCUCGCCGUCGCCUCCGCCUCCGCUGCCGCCGCGCAGGUCAGGGUCAUGUCGAUCUUCGAGUACAACGGGAGCGCCGUGGUGGCGAUGGUGGGGAAGAACUGCUUCGCGAUCGCCAGCGACCGCCGCCUCGGCGUGCAGCUGCAGACGAUCGCCACCGACUUCCGACGGGUGUUCAAGGUCCACGACAAGCUCUACAUCGGGCUCUCGGGGCUCGCCACCGACGCCCAGACGCUGUAUCAGCGGCUGGUGUUCAGGCACAAGUUGUACCAGCUGAUGGAGGAGAGGGACAUGAAGCCCGAAACCUUUGCCAGCCUUGUUUCAGCCCUCCUCUAUGAGAAAAGGUUUGGACCAUACUUCUGCCAACCAGUUAUUGCUGGCCUAGGAGACAACGAUGAGCCGUUUAUAUGUACCAUGGACUGCAUUGGUGCCAAGGAACUAGCAAAAGAUUUUGUGGUCUCCGGUACUGCUUCAGAGUCACUUUAUGGUGCUUGUGAGUCCAUGUAUAAGCCAAACAUGGAACCCGAAGAACUUUUCGAGACAAUCUCGCAAGCAUUGCAGGCAUCUGUUGAUCGCGACUGCCUCAGCGGCUGGGGAGGUUAUGUUCUUGUUGUCACACACACUGAAGUGCAGGAGAGAGUGCUGAAGGGAAGGAUGGACUGAUGAGUGCUGCCAUGUAGUUAUUCUAGGAGAGAUUGUUUCUUCAUUCGCCCUGACAUACUCGCCCCUGUCCUACGGCGUACAGAAUUCAGAGAACCUGUGCACCACGUUUACUUCUCAUUCUGAAUGAACAUUGAUUCAGU
This is a messenger RNA of Zea mays, 900 nucleotides long. RefSeq names its product Proteasome subunit beta type. The record is from RefSeq and is marked provisional. The transcript has 7 exons. Gene Ontology annotation, biological process: proteasome-mediated ubiquitin-dependent protein catabolic process. Gene Ontology annotation, cellular component: proteasome core complex, beta-subunit complex; cytoplasm; proteasome core complex. The coding region runs from base 146 to 760 and encodes 204 amino acids. Lineage: Eukaryota; Viridiplantae; Streptophyta; Magnoliopsida; Poales; Poaceae.